Molecule: messenger RNA, 1082 nt
Organism: Neoarius graeffei (lesser salmon catfish)
Lineage: Eukaryota; Metazoa; Chordata; Actinopteri; Siluriformes; Ariidae
Product: membrane-spanning 4-domains subfamily A member 4D-like
Exons: 8
Coding region: 133-834 (233 amino acids)
Cellular component (GO): membrane
Source: RefSeq, a predicted model, not a curated record
UCAAACACAACCAAGCCACUUGAAACAAGCACGCUCUCUCAUCAGGGAUGGAUAUAAAGGGAGGGGGAGAGGAGAGAAGAGGCUCUCCCCGACCACAACACUUGUAACAGGAACCAACCUACCAUCAUUAUCAUGACUCCUGUAACAGCUCCAGCUGAUACCCAACUAUCCCAGUGCAGGGUGUUUCUCAAAGGCGAGCCCAAAGCAUUGGGGAUUGUGCAGAUCAUGAUCGGAGUCAUGACCUUCUUGUUCGGAAUCAUUUUAACCACAUCUUAUUUAACGGUUAUGACCAUCAGUGGGAUCACUCUGUGGGGAUCGCUGAUUGUUAUAAGUUCUGGUUCUCUGUCAGUCGCUGCAGUGAACCACUCUAAUUCCUGCCUGGUGAAAGCAUCGUUGGUGAUGAAUGUGUUCAGUGCUCUGGUUGCAGGAAUCACACUCAUUCUGUUAAUAAUAGACAUGAUAUUCUUCAUGGACCGGUGUUACUACUCUGAUUACAAUGGAUAUCCCAGCUGUAAUUCCAUCAGGCAUCUGCGGUAUGGAAUCUAUGGAGUGCUCUUUGUAUUCUCUCUACUUGAGUUAAUCAUUUCUAUCUGCACUUCUGCCUUCGCCUGUAACACCACCUGCUGCACUCAAACUCGUCCAAGGUAUGCACCGCCAAUGAAUGCACUACCGAUGAAUGCACAGCCGAUGAAUGCACAGCCGAUGAAUGCACCGCCGAUGAAUGCACAGCCAAUGCAUUCACCGCCGGUGUAUUCACCGCCGAUGUACAACCCUGACUUCUACAACCAACAGGUUCCACAUCAAUCAUCUAUGAACACCAACAAAAAUUUCUAAAGUUAUUUUCUGAAACUUUGCAUACUUUUCCAUUCAAAUCCCUCUUCCUGAUGUCUCUGUGUUCUCUUUAAGCUUUCCAUCGUGUAUCACAUGUCUAAAAAUGACCUGUGCAGAAAUGAAUGUCAAAGGAAUGUUGACUUUUUUUAACCUGUAUGAUUAACUUUCAUAAAAAUUCUCUGACUCACUCUGUAACCGCUUAUAUCCAUUCUUCUCUUUCUAUGACACAUGCGUCAGAGUGACGUGUCAAG